UUUCCGGUGUCACGUGAGAUUUGUUGUUUCGCCGGCGAACGAGACUAUUUUCACAAAUAGAUCUAGAUUAGCCUAAACGUUUUUCCAUCUUUUCAAAGUAAAAAAAAAAUAAUAAAUAAUUAAGGUAGCAAGAAAACAUGCAACAAUCUUAAGAGAGUAAUUCAAUUCACAGGCAUUUUUGUAUCGACUAGGCUGGACCUCAACAUGAAAGUCAUUGCUAUUCUGUCUGCAAUGCUGGCGUGUGUCGAGUGUUUACGAUGUUUGAAUUCAAAUGGACAAAACGUAGAUUGGUUCUCGGUCUACAAAUCUGCUUUGAUUCGAAAAGUUCCCAAAUUUCAGAAAGGUCUGGGUUUUUUCUACCUUGAUGAGGACAAUUCAACGUGGACACUGUCCGAAGCAACCAUUGCUGAUUCUGGAACUCCUGUGGCUAAUACAGUCACCCAGAUCUACACAAGCGCUAGAAGUUCCUGGAUGUACUUGCUGUACAAUGACGAGCCUCCUUCUGGUACAUCACAGAGCCUAAAGGGGCAUACUAAAGGUGUGGUAGCUUUUGAUAAGACGUCUGGUUUCUGGCUGGUCCACAGUGUACCUAACUUUCCUCCCCCUACAAGCGGAAGCUAUUCCUGGAACUACAAUGGUUCUAAGUAUGGUCAGAUCUUUCUCUGCAUCACUUUUCCUUACAGCCAGUUGGGUCAGAUUGCCUAUCAGCUGUUCAUGAACCGGCCUCAUGUGUAUGACUCCAACAUCCCAUACCAGAUAGCAGCAGACUAUCCACUGUUACAGCAGAUAGUGAUGGGCAAGAGACCCACUAGUCCACCCUGGUACAACGUCACGCAAUUAACUUCUUUGAACGGACAGAACUUUCUCAGUUUCGCCAAGGCAGAUGAAUUUGAUAAAGAUUUGUAUGAUUCUCUUGUUGCUCCAAAACUACAAACAAGUCUAAAAGUUGAGACAUGGUUGAAUGGUCAAGGUACAAAACUACCUUCGGACUGCACAUCUACCUACAAGGUAAGAAACAUUCGCGAUGUGGCUCUCUCUGCUCAAGCCAAUUUUAAUGAGACUAAGGAUCACUCCAAGUGGGCCAUCUCUGAUCAGGAGAGCUCUACAAUACAAUUCAUCUCUGAAAAGUUUCAGGUGCAACGCCAUCGCAUCCAGUCGAGCCCCUGGGUCUGUGUGGCUGAUAUUAAUAGGAUGGAAAGUCAGUUUAAGCGCGGCGGAGGGGCGCUGUGCCUCCAGCACCAGGGCGUCUGGACAUCUUUCAACAACGCUAUUGCUAAAUGUGACAGCUGUCAGCCUUAGGGAGUAUGAGCUGAUACCCUCACACAAACAAAAAGACUGACAUACACGUACAUAGAUCUACACACACACACACAGACACCAUAAACCUACACACACACACCACACGAUUCCAUUUCAUUGUUGAUGGUGGCAGGUGUUCUGACCAGCCCAUGGAAAGACAACUCUCCCCACCCGUCAGGAUGUUGACGUACAGCAGACUUGAGUUUUAAUUUAUUUUGUAACAACUCAAGUCAUAACUGAGGAUCACGGCACCACUACCUCCAAGAGUCGGAUCACUGACCAACUAUAAACGUCUACCCAAUUCAAGUUUCGUAAAUAAUUCUAAAUUGAUAUUUGCUUUGUUUAAGAUUUUUUUGUUGUUGUUUGGCUGUAGGUCCCAUUGUUGAUGUUUACCAUUUCGUUUUUUUGUUCAACAAUGCUGCCACUUGAUCACAUUUGGAUCUAGCCAUUUUUCCACAAAUUGUACUAUAUAUAAAUAGAUCUAUUUUUUCUACACGCAUAUUUUUUAAUACAUUUUUUUAGAUGGCCUUUCGUUUCUAUAUUUUGUACAUAGUCUGUGUUUGUUAGUCAAUAUCUGCUGUGUACUCUCAUGAAAAUGAUUUCUUGUAUCGGUUGUUUUUCUUAUGUUUACAUGCGCCUGUAACUCGUCCGUAAGAAUGUGUUCAAAAAUGUUAUAAUAAUAAUAAUAAUAAUCUUUAUCCGUAAGGAGAUUUGUUUUACAAUUUGUGCAUUACACCAAACAAAAAACAUUAUAACUAUAAGAAACCAAAGUGUGGUGUGUAGUCAUUCAGUGUAUAUUCCGUGUAUUAACGCCAUACUAUGCGGACAUGGUUUUCAACUCUAUAGCCACAGUAUUGUGUUGAAGAUGUGCUGCUAUGUUCAUAUUAAUUUAAUACACUGAAUGGCUUGAACUCGUUCAUUUCGUCUUUUCAUCUGAUAUAUAAAGUAGGACAACAUGCUCCUCUCUUUGGAAAUAACAUCUGUAAUGUAUAAGGUAAGAAGAAUGUAAGUGUAUGUACCAGUGUGUGUGUCUUUAAUACAAAUACAAACCGUCUGAGCAAUCUUGAUGACACUUGGCAUGGAUGUUCCUUACAUCAUUGCGGAGACUUUAGGGUGUGUUGGAUGUUCCUCUCACAACCGGAGGACACUAAAACAACUACGUUUUGAUGACGUCUUCAAACGUUGACCACUGGAAAACAAAAUCUACGUCUCGAUGACGGUAUCUGAAAGCAGACUGGUAAGCGUCCCCUCCAUUCAACAGAUCUUUCUUACGGCUAACAUUACAUUGAAGAUUUACAGAAAGUGAAACAUAUGUUUUACAAGUGUGCUUUUCGCAUUAGAAUUAAACAUUACUUUAUGCAUAUAACGAAAAGUUAAAUAAAGUAGGCAAUACAAGCAAUACAUUAGUUCAACCAUCAUAAUCUAAUGGGUGAACACUACGCAGAAAAUGAAAUUGUUUGUGAUUUUGUAAUUGGCGCAAUCGUAUUUGUCAAAGUUUUAAACAAAUGUUUUAAUGUUUGAAAAUCUUUUUAGCAUUUUGUAGAGUGUUCAUUUUGAAUAAAACCCGAUGUAGAUACA
This is a messenger RNA of Biomphalaria glabrata, 2877 nucleotides long. RefSeq names its product plancitoxin-1-like. Bases 205 to 1299 code for a protein of 364 amino acids. The record is from RefSeq and is a predicted model, not a curated record. The transcript is spliced from 9 exons. Gene Ontology annotation, molecular function: deoxyribonuclease II activity. NCBI's taxonomy places the organism in Eukaryota, Metazoa, Mollusca, Gastropoda, Planorbidae. Gene Ontology annotation, biological process: apoptotic DNA fragmentation.